Messenger RNA from Pestalotiopsis fici W106-1, 2478 nucleotides. RefSeq lists its product as uncharacterized. Bases 1 to 2478 code for a protein of 825 amino acids. The transcript has a single exon. The record is from RefSeq and is a predicted model, not a curated record. NCBI's taxonomy places the organism in Eukaryota, Fungi, Ascomycota, Sordariomycetes, Amphisphaeriales, Sporocadaceae.
AUGCCAUUUUUCCAGGAGGACAUUGUGCGGAGGGAAUCCGCUGGAGACGUCGCAAUGUCGUCACCACCAACCGGGAUUCAACAGAGUUCAGAUCAGUCACUCGCCGACCACACUCUCGAAAGAAGGCUCUCGGAUGAGAGUAUCAGGACAGAAUUAUGUGAUGGACCGGUUUAUGACGAGACAAGACCAAAGACUGCUGAAGACGGGGUUCAUCCAGCAUGCUCCGACCGAGCAGAGCUCAUUCAGCGGCUGAAGCGCGGCGAAAGCCCAACCUGGAUCUCAAGAAAUGCUGGUCGUCUUUCACCGUUCAAUAGCAGCCGUAAGCUUGCUGGUGAGCUUUUGGACUCAAUCUGGGGCCAACGCCCAGCAACGCCUGUCCGGAAUAUGCAAAGUCCACAGGGAACAUCAAGCAACUCUCCUGGUCUUCUCCCCCCACCCAACAUUACUCCCGAGAAAGGGGACCUGGAUGGCGAAGACGAAAGGAGGUUCCGAGAAGGGAUGAGUAUCGAAAGACCGCGCUCGGCUCUACAUAGCGGUGACUUUACUCAGGAGAAUACACCUACGCACAGACGGACGACGACUGAAGGCAGAAGAAGUGAUCAUGACCGGACGACCGACUACCAAGACCACCAUGAUCAUUCAUGGAUGGCUACUUCGCCUCCACGCGACUUUACACCCUUUCGCCUUGAACGCAUACAAACCAACUUUGCAAGAUCGGAAGAAUCACAACCCGGGUUCUCCUCCUUGUCUUCGUCUCUAUCCUCGACGAAUUUCUUCUAUCAACCACCGACCAGCCCUUUGGUGCAGUCUGAGAGCCAUGAAGAUCUCGACCUUGCCAACCCUAUUGACGGCAUCGAUAUAAAUUCAGGAUAUGCCAAAAGUUACCGUCGCCAUACGCUGAUGUCUGGCCUUUCCGGCUCACACGGAGUUGGGUCUCCGAGUCGGAUGUCAAUCCCAUCGCCCUCGCUCCGGCAUGAAAAGACAUUUCCUUACCAGGCACAUCAACCAAGGAGAUCUCUCACAUCCACGCCCAGCUUUUUAAAUGGCACACCGCCUCAGACACCAGGAUAUUUACGGUCACGGCGCCCAUCGUAUAGUUCCGACUCGUCCCCAAUGCAACAUGCCUCCAUGGUUGGAUCAUAUGAAGAAAGUAUUCUGCGGGGACGCAUGUCCACAACGCCAUCGAAACCACUCGACUUUGUUGCUCAAAUUGGUGUGCUCGGUCUCGGAAAAUGCAAGUCUACUCUGCGCUGCCCAGCUCAUGUGACCUUGCCGUUCCCCGCCGUCUUCUAUAGCUACGCGAGCUCGGCACAUGGCCGGUCCAAAAUGGAAGACGGUCCUAGUCCAUAUGUUGGGCAGAUCGACCUGGAGAACGGUCUUCCAAACCAGGAAGAGGAUGCCCGCUCGAAACGCAAGGUGCAGAGUCGAGCUCACGAACGGAAAGCGGCCGACGAGUUCCAGGUCCGAGACGAGGGUGUGAUUGGUCAUGCAGCUGGAGACGCUCGACGGUCGCAAAAACAGAAGAGAAGGUCCGGCUCACCAAGGGCUCCUCCUGGCGGAAGCUACCGUAUUCCAGAAAAGGGGCAGAUCCAGAUUAUAAUCAAGAAUCCCAACAAGACGGCAGUCAAGCUGUUUCUGGUGCCGUAUGACCUGGCGGGUAUGGAGCCUGGCACCAAGACGUUCAUCCGGCAGCGCAGCUAUUCUGCAGGGCCCAUUAUUGACAACCUUCCCGAACUCAAAGACACAAGCUCAGCAACCCGACCGACGCUACGUUAUCUUGUACAUCUACAUAUAUGUUGUCCGUCCCGCGGUCGAUAUUAUCUGUACAAAAGUAUUCGUGUGGUAUUUGCGAAUCGCGUUCCCGACGGCAAAGAGAAGCUCCAGAAUGAAAUCACGCUACCUGAGCCGAGAUUUACUCCUUACAAGGCCAUUCGUGUCAUGCACCCGCCGAUUUCAGCAAGCAGCGGUCCGGGGGCUAGCUUGGCUGCUGAAAAGGCCUUUAGAAGACGCAGUUCUGGCUUUUACAUGGGCGUUGCCGGCCAAACUUUUGAUUCUACUGCUGAUUAUAUCCUGCCGGAAACGCCUAUACCAAGGCAACAUUUCUCGUACAACAGCCCGGCCAGUCGCAAUGAGCCUCCUGUGGAGGCCGUGCCUUUACGUCUGCCUCCAAAGUCAUCUUUGCACGCUGUAAACAAGGACCGCGACAAUAGUCGGACUAGCAUAUGGUCUGCGAGCUCGUCCGAGUCGGGCCAUCCCAUGGAUACAGAUGCAAAUCACAUGCCCAGCUUUGGAGCGUCCAUGAGUCAGCUUGACAGAUACGACAAGCUCAGCAAAGGCGACGUAGGCUAUGGCGGCAAUCCAUUCUCUACCCUGAUCAAUGGUCGUCCUGGGACGGCAGAGGGUCUCUUGUCUCAGAGGCUGAGAACCCUCGGCGUCGAGGCCCCUUCGUUCCAUCCAUCAAACGACUUGGAACAAUAA